Sander lucioperca (pikeperch) is the source of this 4451-nucleotide messenger RNA. RefSeq names its product atlastin-2-like. Lineage: Eukaryota; Metazoa; Chordata; Actinopteri; Perciformes; Percidae. Gene Ontology annotation, molecular function: GTP binding; GTPase activity. The record is from RefSeq and is a predicted model, not a curated record. The transcript has 16 exons. Gene Ontology annotation, biological process: protein homooligomerization; endoplasmic reticulum organization. Bases 84 to 1964 code for a protein of 626 amino acids.
CGGGCGGCAUGAACUUCAGCAGACAGCGUGAGAAGAAAAAAAGCUCCUUUGACGUCAGCCACGUUAGAUUUCAGUAGUCCAAGAUGGCGGAGGUGAGCGGGUUGAGGAGCCGAAAUCACUUCGAGCCCAACUGCAAAAGCCGAGUCAUUGACGAAGGCUUGAGUGGUGUGGAAGAUGUCCCCAUUUUUCGGCAUAAGCAGAGGCCUCCUUUAGCCAUGUCCGAAGACCUGGAGGAUGAAUUGCUCCCCAGCACUACGGCCUCAAACUCGGGCAAAAAUGCCAGCCUCGCCCCCUCAACAGUUGAAGAGACUCGGAAAGAAGAGGAUGUGGUAGUGGAAGAGAAGGCCAGGCCCAUCCAGAUUGUCCUGGCCAACGAGGAGGAGCACAGCUUUGAGCUGGACGCUGCAGCGCUGGAGAGGAUCCUGCUGCAGGAUCACGUCAAGGACCUGAAUGUGGUGGUCGUGUCCGUGGCCGGGGCCUUCCGCAAGGGCAAGUCCUUCCUGCUGGACUUCAUGCUGCGCUACAUGCACAGCCAGGGCAAGCCGUGGAUGGGAGGGGAUGAUGAGCCCCUGACAGGGUUUACCUGGAGGGGAGGCUGCGAAAGGGAGACCACGGGAAUUCAGAUCUGGAGCGAAGUCUUUGUGGUCGACAAGCCUGAUGGCAGCAAGGUUGCGGUGCUCCUCGUUGACACUCAGGGAGCGUUUGACAGCCAGUCCACCAUAAAGGACUGUGCUACUGUGUUCGCCCUCAGCACAAUGACCAGCUCUGUACAGGUGUACAAUCUGUCCCAGAACAUACAGGAGGAUGACCUGCAGCAUUUGCAGCUCUUCACAGAAUAUGGCCGGCUGGCAAUGGAAGAGAUCUACCUGAAACCUUUCCAGUCCUUGAUGUUUCUGAUUCGGGACUGGAGUUAUCCUUAUGAACACGACUACGGGCUGGAAGGAGGCAACAACUUCCUAAACAAAAGACUACAGGUGAAACAGAACCAACACGAAGAGCUGCAGAAUGUCAGGAAGCACAUCCACUCCUGCUUCUCCAACAUCGGCUGCUUCCUGCUGCCACAUCCAGGCCUCAAGGUGGCCACCAACCCCUACUUUGACGGCAGGCUGAAAGACAUCGAUGAUGAUUUUAAGAGGGCGCUGGCCAAACUGGUGCCUCUCCUCCUGGCCCCAGACCGACUGGUGGAGAAGGAGAUCGGAGGGAACAAAGUCACCUGCAGAGAUCUCCUGGAGUACUUCAAGGCUUACAUAAAGAUCUACCAAGGGGAGGAACUGCCUCACCCAAAGUCCAUGCUGCAGGCGACCGCAGAAGCCAACAACUUGACUGCUGUGGCAGGAGCCAAAGACAUGUACGGCAAGAAAAUGGAGCUGGUCUGCGGUGGGGACAAGCCAUACAUUGCUCCGGCCGACCUGGAGCGCUUCCACGAGGAGUUUCGCGAGCACUCAGUGCAUUACUUCCGCUCCGUGAAGAAAAUGGGCGGCGAGGAGUUCUGCCAGCGCUACCAGAGCCAGCUGGAGUCCGAGCUGGACGAGACCUACACCAACUUCUCCAAGCACAACGACGGCAAAAACAUCUUCUACACGGCACGCACGCCUGCCACGCUUUUCGCAGUCAUGUUUGCCACCUACGUGGUGUCCGGCGUGACGGGCUUCAUCGGGCUGAGCACCUUAGCAGUGCUGUCUAACCUGGUCAUGGGCGUGGCGCUGCUUUCGCUCUGCGCCUGGGCGUAUGUGAAGUAUUCUGGAGAGUUUCGGGAGUUGGGAACGAUGAUAGAUCUGGUGGCCGAGACACUCUGGGAACAGAAGACGGUCAGAAAGGUGUUUUCCAAACUUUUGGAGCCUGUCAGGAGCCGCCUGGCUUGGCCCGUCUCUCUCCUCCCUUCAUUCCCACCAGGAGCGAUGCUGGGACUCCAAGCUCUGUCUCCUCUCAACAACAACAACAACAACUACAAGAAGAUGAACUAGCUACUGGCCAGAUUUACAGACUGUUAAACUUCCUUCUCAUAUCCAAACUUCCUUUGCUGGCUUCUUUUAUUGUUACCGUUGAGUCCAGUGGUGCUGGAUUCUUAUACUUUAACCCCUGGACACCCUCUGAACACUGGCAGGCCAGGCUCAUCUCAGGAUCUCAUGGACGCCUGCCCAAAUGGUUUUGAAGCCACUAAGUGAACAUUAUAUGGAAGACAACGUCAGACAGACGGUGGUAAACUCCCUCAAAGCCAGCUUGACAGAGCAGAGCUCACAGCACACCAAGUUAAAGACUCACUGACGCUCUCCCUCCUCCUCUCCCCCGUCAUGUUCAUCACCCUCCUGCCCACUCGCUCAAUGUGUUCAAUCCUAGAACAGUGAAACUAGUUCAACACCAAAGCUGACCCUCUUUUAUCCCCCUCCAAAUGUCCAUCAUCACAUCACUGCCCCCCCCCCCCCUUUCCACAUUUGCUGUUGCGGACCUGUAGGCUUGCCGUCUGCCCUGCUCUUCGUCGCCCCCUAGUGCCUCAGAGCGGAAACUGCAGCUUCGUGAGAGGACCGAGCAGACGAGCCGGUGGCGAACGCCUCUUGCCAAAACGGGACCUAAAGGACUGUCAUCUUCUCCAGUGUGCCAUGCUGUGAUAGAUGUGUCUUGUGUUGUACACACACACACACACACACACACACACACACACACACACACACACACACACACACACACACACACACACACACACACACACACGCUGGUAGCAGACUGCACUUGCUUCAGGAUUGAGCUGUAAUUCAGGGAAAACUGACACCGCCGUAGGCAACUGUUGUCAACAAUGGAUGCAAACUGAAAACACUUUUCUGUGCAUUAAUCGUUUUGUCUUACAGGCCAGAGCUCAGUUUACUUUCUCUUCAGCCGGUUUAUUAACGUUUCCUACAAGCACAAGUGAUAAUCGACUAAUAAUGAGGUGAUUUGUUGUGCUCGUGUCUUUUGUUAUUUCAGUAAAAUCAGGAAUACGAUGUUAUUGAUUCUACUGAAGUGGGAGUAAAUCGAAAACCCCGUCAUGGACAAGCUGGACAAGCUCUUCUUCUACAAAUCGGAACUGAACUGGAAAUGAAUCCAAACUGUGUUUUUCCUUCUUCUGACACCACUAGUUCACCUGGCUGUCUCCCACUCAUUUAGUUUCUCACACUAAGUUUGGAAGGUGCGUUAACCAGGUGGCAUAUAAUCAAACUCUGGGCUCAGGUUGCUUCUACACAUCUGUACGUCUUUUUGUCUUUCCCUUUUUAAUAUUUUGUGAUUGUAAUCCUGAAGAGAACUGUAGGAAGCCUCGAGCCUCUCAGCUGAUUUUUGACAUGUUUUUAAUUUUAGGACUGACGUGUUUUAUCUGGCCUUUGGCGUCUCGUAGCGGACCUGCCAGUGUUUGGCCCUCUGCAUGCUGUUAAGAGCUACUGCGUUGUAGCAUUAAGCUAGCUAAGAACCUUUUAGAGUCCAGGCGUCUGUAGUCAGGUCGCCGGGGAGGACUGUCUUGUCAUUUUGAACCAUUUUCUCUUCCGCCGCCUUUCAUGAAGGCCACACUACCCCUGGAUGUUUCCCCUCAUAUUUUUAAGUCCUCGAUUCUUUCCUUUCAGAGCCUUCUUUCGCUUUUGGGGAGUUAGAGAUACAGGUUUUUGUUAAGCUUAAACUCCUAUUACACCUUUUAGGAAUAGUUUGACAUUUUGGAAAAUAUGCCUUUCUUGAGUAAGUGUUGGUGGUGCCACUCAUAGAAACGACAGCAGUAUAAAUCUUUAACUCUCAGCAAAACUGUGAAUAAGCAAAUCUCCCCAAACUGUUUCUUUAACUGACCAGAAAUGAUUGUAUCUACUGCCUUUUUGCCCCUCCUCCUCUAGAGUUGGAUACAUCUAAAUCACUGUUGACCAUUUCUCUGUCAGAGCUGGGCCUCCCGAAAGCAGCUUGAUAAAAUGUGGUUACUCCAUAAUAGAGACCUGACGUAAUGUUAUUAAAUCGAUUGAAACCUGACCCCCCCCCCCUUUAUAUUUCUCACAGCUGCUCUUCUGUCUGAGCUCUUUAUUGAUUCCAUCCACAUUUCUCACCUCAAUCGCCAGUCUCGUACUGUACAGCCUCUCUCGCUCUCUCUCUCUCUCUCUGUCUUUCUGUGUUCACAUAUUACAAACCGGGCAUGUAUGUUGGAUUAAAUAUUUAAAUAAACUUUGUAUACAUUUUAUAGUGAAUCAGUUGACAAUGGCUGUUUGUUUUUUGAUCAACUUAACAGUCUGUGGUUUGUUUAAGAAUAAGUUGCUGCUUUAGGGUUUACACUAGUUUAUCUGCUUUUCAUGAGGACGGACGUGAAUAGAAAUGUGUGAAUAUUUGGUUUCUGAUAGGAAAAUCAUUUGAUUGUGACGAGUGGGUUGGAGACUGUCUGCCCUUUAAAGAUAUCUCCGGUAAUUUAUUUUUGAAUAAAAUGUUUACCUUAAGAAUAAAUCCUCAAUUCAAUU